This is a messenger RNA of Phoenix dactylifera (date palm), 1183 nucleotides long. The record is from RefSeq and is a predicted model, not a curated record. Lineage: Eukaryota; Viridiplantae; Streptophyta; Magnoliopsida; Arecales; Arecaceae.
AUGGUUUCGGGCACGGGGCCGGAGCUUGUCAGAGCCAGGCAGGGAACAGGGCUUCCCUUCGUCAAGCUAGGCUUGGCCCUUGUCAUGGUGCUUGCCCUCCUCGGCUCCCUUUAUUGGACAUAUCCAUCUCCACCUUGUCUCAGGUUCCCCAUCAACCGGGGCCACCGCCGUCUGCAGGAGCUGCUUGUCUCGGACCUCUCGGAGAUCGGUGAGCUGUCGCUUGGUUCCGCCAAGUUGAGGGAGCUUGAAUUCUGCUCAUCUGAGUAUGAGGAUUAUGUCCCAUGUUACUGCAAUGUUUCGGAGAGUUUGGAUGCCGGAGAUCCAGAUGGAACAAUGGAGUAUGAGCGCCAGUGUGUUCGGGAGUCUGCCAAGGAACAUGGCUGUUUAAGUUUCGCGCCGAGGAAUUAUAGAAUUCCCAUUAGGUGGCCGAGUGGGAGAAACUUCAUUUGGAAGGAGAAUGUGAAGAUCACUGGGCUCGAGUUCUCCUCUGGGAGCUUGACAAAGAGGAUGAUGGUGGAAGAAGAGCAGAUCUCGUUUCGCUCGGACUCCCUUAUGGUUGAUGGAGUAGAAGAUUAUGCACAUCAGAUAGCAGAGAUGAUUGGGCUGAAAAAUGAGUCUAAUUUUAAUGAAGCAGGGAUUAGAACUGUCUUAGAUAUAGGGUGCGGCUUUGGUAGCUUUGGGGCACACCUCUUCUCCAGACAGUUGCUGACUAUGUGUAUUGCCAACUAUGAGCGCUUUGGUAGUCAAGUCCAAAUUACUCUUGAAAGAGGCAUGCCUGCUAUGAUCGGUUCUUUUGCAUCAAAACAGUUGCCAUAUCCAUACCUCUCUUUUGAUAUUGUGCAUUGUGCAAGAUGUGAGAUUGACUGGGAGAAGAAAGGUUUGCACUAAAUUAUGUAAUUGCUCUGAAUUUACUAUUCUUGGUUGAUUGUACAUAUCUCCUAUUUACUCUUUCCACAAUGUAUCUGGGCCACAAUAUUCUUAAUUAACCAAGCUUGACCAGAUGUUUUUUAUAGAGUCAGCUACAUGAUUAUGAAACGUAAGUGAUUGAAAAUACUCUGUGAUCAAAAUAGCCAUUUAGUUUAUUACAGGACAAAUUCUGAUGUCAAAUCGUAUUCAGAAGUAUUCCUGUUAGAAUAUAGGAAUUAGGUUCCAGAGAAUUGAUGUUUAAGUUGGACAAGUGUAG